UUUUGACAGGAGAUGUAGAAGUUUCCUAGCCUGACAUCGCCAGGCAGCUGGUGCCCAGGCUAGAAGUGUGCUGGUUAAAUCUUCCUUGAUAUGGUGUUUUGAACAAGUUAUUCAUAAAGCGACACGACAUUUGUUGUUAUAAAAAUGGAAGGGCUGGAGAUGUCUGCGAUGAUACCGGCUCUUCAGGAGCUAGCAAGUGCCAGUGCAGGUGAAUACAACCAGGCGGUGCAGAAACCUCGACAGAUCCUCUGUCAGUUCAUUGACAGGAUACUGACUGAUGUGGAUGUCGUUGCUCUGGGCCUGAAUAAGAAGUCCAGUUCAGAGCCAGCCUGUGUGAUGCUGCUGGACUUUGUGCAGCAUAUAAUCAAAUCAUCGUCUCUUAUGUUCGCCAACCCUGCCUGCCAGCCUGCUGAGUAUCCAGACGCCACACAGAGCUGUACUGACUUCAGUAAGUGGGUGGCAGUGCGUUUGCUGCGUGUGGCGGCAGCUCCAGACUGUGACGUCAUCCACAAGCGGGUUUCUGCUGUGCUGUGCACUUUACUGCACACUCUGAGGGUCAGGGCGCCAUUCAUCUUCAGCUGCCUCACACAGGAGCUUAUUCUUUUGGCCCAGGACCUGAGCAACAUCCUGUACAAUCAUAUUUCCACACUGGCAGGACAGGGACACCACAGGCAGAGCCGAUGGCCUGUAACACUCGAGCGCUUCGGUAUCUCCCCCGCGUGUGCCUCCUCUUACCUCACCCCGUCUCCUCUCGUACUCUCCUCACCGGCUGCCUUGGAGUCGCUGAGCGCCGUGACGAUUGGUGUCAUUACCGAUGCCCUGAGGGGAGUUGUCUCCCGUCGUGACCUGAGUGUGGCCUGGGAGACAGCUUGCUCCAUCCUGGCCAAUGGCAACGUCAGGCUGAGGAAGAUCUCCUUGGUGAUGUUGAGGGAACUGGUGGAGCUGGGAGGGUUUCCCGAGAGUCAGGGCCACGUGUUCUUCACGGCCUACUUUCACUUGCUAGAAACACACUCUUACACAUGCACAUCAAACUCAAACUUGGAUAAGCAACAGCCCUAUGAAGGAGAGCUGCUAAACUUGACUCACUGUGUGUUUCACUCAUCCGGUGUCUCUCACACACACUUCGAGCCCAUCUGUCUCUCGCAGUUGUUCGAGUGUGUUUGUUCUCUCGGAGGGGCGGGUGUCAAGUUGGGGGCAGAAGUUACUGAAUCACUGUGUCUGCUGUUCAACUUCCUGCUGUCCGUUGCCCCGGGUUACGAGAGUGCCGCGUUGUUAAGGAGGCAGCGAGUUACAGAAGUCUGCCGGAUGCUGGCAUGCACCGUUGGAACAGAAAAUCAAGCUGAAUGCGCGGAGGGGUUUCUCCAAGCCGCUCUUAAGGCUGAAACUGCUAUUGUGAUGCAGGAGUUAGGAGACGGAGAGACGGUUGCCAAGAAAUCCCGCAAAUCCGCCACCAAUUCAGUCAGCAAGAUGACAAAAACAUCGUCAGCUGAGGUGGACAUGCGUGUUCGCAGUGAGGUUUGGGCUGUGGUGAACAGUCGACUAGAGGAGCUGCUCACCUUUUUGAACUCUGACGCUGAUGAACCUGAGAUCACACAGACUCUCUCUGCUCUGGAGGGUCUGGCACUCAUCCUCCAUCUGGCAGCCCUCUGCUCUUCUCCCACCAGUCUGUCUCCUCUCCUCUGGGUGUCGACUGAGACUCUGGGCAGGGCCUUGAAGAGCUGUCAGUCAGUAUUAGAAGGAGGUGCUGAUCCAGUCUCAAACCAGAGCUACUAUCAGUCUGCUGUCCAGACCGCCGUCAGGGUCCUUGACUCCAUCCUCUACCUGUCAAUGAGCAGUCAGAGCGAGGACGGGCUCCAGCGGCGUGUGUGUGCUCUGUUAUCUCUUCCCUGGGUGUGUGAGAAGUCUGCCUCAGCCUAUAAGGGUUCAGGAAUCCCCUCAUGGGUGCCUGCCUUGGCUCAGAGAGUCAGCUUCUGUUUCUCACCUGAUGUCCAGGCGGACUGUGUGUGGCUGCUGGCCCUCCUUCGUCGUGGUGUGUGUGAGACGUGGCGUGUGUGUUUGUUUUCCAAGGCGCUGAAGAGUGAAGAUGAGAUUGUGAGAGCGGCGGCAGUCAGGGCCUUCCCUCUUCUUCUUCACCACCUGGGAAAUACACACCAUAACCUCAUCAGCACUACUCUGCUUCCCACGCUGGAGGACAGUUCGGAGCAGGUGAAGAAGGAGCUCGCCAGGAUCGUUGGUCAGCUGAGCUGUAUCCAAUCAGAGCUCUCCAAGCUCAGUGACACCCACAUAGAGGCUACUCAUCCACCUGAGAUCCUCUGCCGCCGCGUCAGCCUUGCAACAGAACAUACUGGGAACGCAGUGCCGUCCCUCAGGGCGUCUGUUGUCAAACCCUUCCUUCCUCUGCUCACACAACAAGCUCCAAGUACUGUUAAACAAGCUUUCCUAGAAGCCCUCCCUCACCUCUGCCAACAUGUGAAUCUGUUUGGUGGAGACAGCGACUCCCGGGCUGUUCUCUGUGCUCUGAUUGAUCUGAUGGAGGACUCAGAUCCAGCGGUUAGAACGUGCUUCAGCCGAUCAGUGCGUUUUCUGCUAACAGAUCCCUCCCCAAACUCCGAGCAGGGCUCUCUGAGUGAGCUCCUGGUUUCACGUCUUAAAGAGGCAUUCAACAACGCUAAACACAACAGAGAUGAUAACCUGCGUAACACUCUCAUCCUCACCACUGGAGAGAUCGGCAGAGCCUCCCAGGGUAGUUUGGUGUCAUUCUCCCUGCUGCGGCUGCUCCACUGUCUGCUGUCCAAGUCAUCCCCAGUGUCUGUCGCUGCUUACACUCAGAUCAGAGCCUUGGCCAAAGCCAAAGGCCUUAAACUGCAAACCCUCUUCAGUCAGUACAAGAACCCUAUUUGCCAGUUCCUGGUGGAGUCGCUGCACUCGCGUCAUGCAUCGGCCCUGCGGAGCACACCAGAUCAAGGAAGCGAAUCAGCCAAUCAGAGAGAGCUGGCCCUGGACAUCCUGGCUCAGAUCGCACACGCUUUUGACUUUCCAGACCUUCACCGCUUCCUCACUCGGACCCUCCAGGUGCUCCUGCCCUACCUGGCAGCCAAGGCUAGCUCUACAGGCUCCGCCCUCAUCCGUACCCUGGCCAAUGAGCUGAAGGCAAACAGGCGAGAGAUCCUGAUCAACAACUUCAAGUACAUCUUCAGCCAUCUGGUCUGUUCCUGCACCAAGGAGGAGCUGGAGAAGGCCUUCCACUACCUACAGAGCGAGACAGAGAUUGAACUGGGCUCUCUGCUACGAUUAGACUUCCAGGGUCUUCACAACGAGCUGCUGCUGCGCCUGGGAGAGCACUACCAACAGGUAUUCAAUGGCCUUGCAAUCCUGGCCUCCUUUGCGUCCAGUGAUGACCCUUACCAGGGUCCAAGAGACAUCACCACCCCAGACCACAUGGCGGACUACCUGCAGCCAAAGCUUCUGGGGAUUCUUGCCUUCUUCAACAUGCAGCUGCUCAGCUCCAGCGCAGGAGAGAAAGACCGCAAGAAGUUGGCUUUGACCAGUGUGAUGGCUCUAAUGAAACUGAUGGGCUCCAAACACAUCAGCUCUGUCAGGGUGAAGAUGAUGACAACACUCCGCACUAGCCUCCGAUACCGAGAGGACUUCCCUCUGCUCUGCUGCCAGACAUGGGAUUGUUUUGUGAGGAGCGUGGAGCCUGCACACCUGGGCCCUCUACUGAGUCAUGUGAUUGUUGCACUCCUCCCGCUGAUCCCCCUGCAGCCCAAAGAAACUGCUGCUAUUAUUCGCUUCCUGAUACUCGACAACAGGGAAGAAGUCAACGACUACCUCCAUGAGAUUUACUUCCUGCCAGAUCACCCUGAGCUGAAAGACAUCCACACUGUUCUGCAGAACUACAAGAAGCUGACAGCCAGCAGCAGUGACCGGGCCGCAGCACUGCAGCUCUCUAUGAGGGCCGUUCAACAUGAGAAUGUUGACGUCAGGAUUCAUGCACUGACCAGCCUCAGGGACAUGAUGCACAGUAAACAGGAGUGGCUGCUGCGGCAGGUUUGCGCAAGUGAGGCAGUGGAGCCGGUCAUCUCCAACUUAGUGUCGGUGCUGCUGAAGGGCUGCCAGGACUCGUCCCCAGAGGCCAGGCUCCUGUGUGGGGAGUGUCUGGGGGAGCUGGGGGCCGUGGAUCCUGGACGUCUGGACCUGUCGCACACACACACCCAUGGCGACCGCAACACUUUUGUGAGUGGGGUCGAUGACCCUAACUUCGCCUAUGACCUGCUGAUUGAACUGACCAGAACAUUUCUGGCUUACGCUGAUGAUGUGAGAGCACAGGACUCAGCUGCUUACGCAAUUCAGGAGCUGCUCUCCAUUCUCGAGUGUCGUGAGGGUCGAACCGACUCAUCAGGUCGCCGUCUGUGGAGGAGACUCCCAGAGCAGAUACAAGAAAUACUGGAACCUCACCUCAACAGCAGGUAUAAAAGCAGUCAGAAGGAGGUGAACUGGUCUAAACUGAAGAAGCCGGUGUACCUAAGCAACAGAGGCAGCAAGUUCUCUGAUUGGUCAGCCACAUGGGCCGGAUACCUCAUAAGCAAGGUGAGACAUGAGCUGGCCAGCAAGGUGUUCACCUGCUGUAGUUUCAUCAUCAAACACGACUACAAGGUGACAAUCUACCUGCUGCCUCAUAUUCUGCUCUACAUGCUGCUGGGCUGCACACCUGCAGAGCAACAGGAGGUAACAGAGGAGAUACUGGCUGUGCUGACGGAGCGUGAUGGACGAGGAGCAGGGCGAGUCCAGGAGGCGGCCUCCAGUCUGUCACAGCUCAGCACUCAGACUGUGUUCAGCAUGUUGUCUCACCUCACACAGUGGAGCCGACACAUCCUGUACUCCAAACCCAAAAACAACGAGAGUGGGGAGUAUCAGCGUGUGGUGGCCUUCCUGAAGGGUAUUCCACAGGACGUUCUGGCCAAGGCAUCUCUGCGCUCCAAAGCGUAUACUCGUGCCCUCAUGCACUUUGAAGCAUACAUCUUAGAAAACAAAGAAGACAUCCAGGACCACCUCACCUUGCUGCAGACGCUGUACGCUGCGAUGCAUGAGCCUGAUGGUGUGAGGGGGGUCAAUGCCCUGAGGAGGGAGGAGCCGUCGCUACGGGAACAGAUUUUAGAGCACGAGAGCAUCGGCCUGCUCAGAGACGCAACCGCCUGCUACGACCGGGCCAUACAGCUGGAGUCAGACCAGAUCGGUCACUAUCAUGGAGUGAUGACUUCUAUGCUCGGCCUUGGACAGCUGUCCACGGUCAUCACUCAAGUUAAUGGAGUACUGGCCAACAAGCACCAGUGGAAGUCGGAGCUGAACACCUACAGAGUGGAGGCAGCCUGGAAGCUCGGCAAAUGGGACCUGCUGGAGGAUUACUUGAGUUCAGACCAUCAGUCCAGUACCUGGGGUGUGCGGCUAGGCCAGUUGCUGCUGGCAGCUAAUAAGCAGGACGGUGAGACGUUCUAUGAGAAGCUGAAGCUGGUUAGGAAGGAACAGGUUGUCCCUCUGUCUGCUGCCAGCUACGAGUGUGGAACCUACCAGAGAGGAUACGAGUACAUUGUCAGGCUCCACAUGCUCAGCGAGUUGGAGCAUACUUUUACUGAGCUGCAGAAAUGGAGGAAAGGCCCUACAACCAGCCUCAAUCAGCUGCCUCCUCACUGGUCGGAUCGACUGGAGAUGACCCAGAAUUCCUUUAGGGCCAAGGAGCCGGUCCUGGCCCUCCGUCGUGCCCUGCUCAGCUUGGGAUCCAAGCCUAUGAGCAAGGAGCUGGUAGGAGAGUGCUGGCUGCAGAGUGCUCGCGUGGCCAGAAAGGCAGGACACCACCAGACAGCAUUCAACGCACUUCUUAACGCAGAGAACACACACCUGGCAGAGCUGGUCACUGAGAAGGCCAAGUGGCUUUGGUCCAAGGGCGAUGUACACCAGGCUCUGAUCGUCCUGCAGAAGGGAGUGGCCCAGUGCUUCCCCGAUGAUCAGCCCCUGAUGGACCCUCGCAGUCUGCAGACCAAAGGCAAGGCCAUGCUGCUGGUAGGACGCUUCAUGGAGGAGACGGCCAACUUUGAGUCCAACGCCAUCAUGAAGGCGUACAAGGAUGUGACCAACCUUCUGCCUGAGUGGGAGGACGGAAACUUCUACCUAGCCAAGUACUACGACAAAGUGAUGCCUAUGGUGACUGAUAACAAGCUGGAGAAACAGGGGAACCUCAUCCGAUACAUCGUCACGUUCUUUGGAAAAGCCUUGCAGUUUGGAAACCAGUACAUCUACCAGGCUAUGCCUCGCAUGCUGUCUCUCUGGCUAGAUUUUGGAGCUAAAGUGUGUGAGUGUGAGAAAGCUGGGCGAACAGACAGACAGAUGCGACAGGAGUUGGGUAAAAUCAACACGGCAGUGAGUGAGCACUGUGCCAACUUGGCGCCAUACCAGUUCCUGACCGCCUUCUCACAGCUCAUCUCCAGAGUGUGUCACUCCAGCGACGAGGUUUUCACCGUCCUCAUGACCAUCGUGGCCAAAGUCUUCCUGGCGUACCCCCAACAGGCCAUGUGGCUAAUGACUGCUGUAUCAAAGUCAUCCUACCCUAUGCGUAUGAACCGCUGUAAUCAGAUCCUUAAGAAAGCCAUCAGCCUCAAACAGUCUCUGGAGAAAUUCAUCGGAGAUGCAAACAAGCUGACUGACAAGCUGCUGGAGCUCUGCAACAAGCCGGUGGAUGGUAACAGCACCACCCUCAGUAUGAGCGUUCACUUCAAGCAACUAAAACGUAUGGUGGAGGAGCCAACCUUCAGCCAGAUCCUGAUCCCCCUUCAGUCGGUCCUCAUUCCUACGCUGCCCUCUACUGGCGGGGCAAACACAGAGCAUGAUGCUUUUCCCGGACACUGGGCCUACCUGGAUGGCUUUGAAGAUAUUGUGGAGAUCUUGGCCUCCUUACAGAAGCCUAAGAAGAUAAGUCUGAAGGGGUCAGAUGGGCGGAGUUACACUAUGAUGUGUAAACCUAAAGAUGACCUGAGGAAAGACUGCAGACUCAUGGAGUUCAACUGCCUCAUUAACAAGUGCCUACGCAAAGACGCUGAGUCAAGACGGAGGGAGCUACACAUCCGUACCUACGCUGUGAUCCCCCUCAAUGAGGAGUGCGGCAUCAUCGAAUGGGUCAACAACACCACCGGACUACGGCACAUUCUCACCAAGCUCUAUAAGGAGAGAGGUAUCUACCUAUCUGGUAAAGAGCUGAGGAAGCUUAUUCUUCCUAAGACAGCUCCUUUUGAGGAGAAACUACGAAACCACGAGAUGCUGUGUGCUCGACACCCCCCUGUCUUCUACGAGUGGUUCCUCCGGACCUUCGCUGACCCCACGUCAUGGUACAGUAGUCGCUCUGCAUACUGUCGGUCCACUGCUGUGAUGUCCAUGGUGGGCUACAUCCUGGGGCUGGGCGAUCGCCACGGAGAAAAUAUCCUCUUUGACUCCUUCACGGGGGAAUGUGUUCACGUUGACUUCAACUGCCUCUUCAACAAGGGGGAGACGUUUGAUGUGCCUGAGGUGGUUCCUUUCCGUUUGACCCAAAACAUGGUCCAUGCCAUGGGACCUAUGGGCACCGAGGGCCUCUUUAGGCAGGCCUGUGAGGUCACACUGAGACUGAUGAGGGACCAGAGAGAGCCACUGAUGAGUGUUUUGAAGACCUUCCUUCAUGACCCGCUGGUGGAGUGGAGUAAACAAGCUAAAGGACUUUCCAAAGCUCAGGCCAAUGAGACAGGAGAGAUAGUUAAUGAAAAGGCCAAAACCCAUGUGUGUGACAUCGAGCAGCGUCUGCAGGGAGUGAUAAAGAGCAGGAAUAAAGUGCUGGGUCUGCCUUUGUCUAUAGAGGGACACGUCCAUUAUCUCAUACAGGAAGCAACAGAUGACAAAAUGCUCUGUCAGAUGUAUCUGGGCUGGGGGCCCUACCUGUAAAACAUACCUCAGUUUACACAGUGAAAGGAAAGGAAAGGCAAGCAUUUAGAAGUCAGAAAUAUUUGCACUUACAAUUUGUAAAAACACAAAAACAUUCCCUACACCUAUGAGUUUGUUGAAAAGCUCCUUGUUUAAGCUCUUUAAAAGCUCUUCUGCCAUUUGCAUCACUGUUUAAAGUUUCCUGUUUUCUGGAAACAUGAUAUUUUUGUUGUUGCUGUUCAUUCUCUUGUAAUAAAGGGUGUGUUUUGCAAAUUU
Messenger RNA from Thunnus maccoyii (southern bluefin tuna), 8217 nucleotides. RefSeq names its product ATR serine/threonine kinase (gene atr). NCBI's taxonomy places the organism in Eukaryota, Metazoa, Chordata, Actinopteri, Scombriformes, Scombridae. Gene Ontology annotation, cellular component: nucleus. Gene Ontology annotation, biological process: protein phosphorylation; telomere maintenance; DNA damage checkpoint signaling. Gene Ontology annotation, molecular function: protein binding; protein serine/threonine kinase activity. Bases 145 to 7962 code for a protein of 2605 amino acids. The record is from RefSeq and is a predicted model, not a curated record. The transcript is spliced from 48 exons.